Molecule: messenger RNA, 3317 nt
Organism: Etheostoma cragini (Arkansas darter)
Lineage: Eukaryota; Metazoa; Chordata; Actinopteri; Perciformes; Percidae
Gene: clip1b
Product: CAP-GLY domain containing linker protein 1b
Exons: 23
Coding region: 204-2957 (917 amino acids)
Biological process (GO): cytoplasmic microtubule organization; positive regulation of microtubule polymerization
Cellular component (GO): nucleus; microtubule plus-end; cytoplasm
Molecular function (GO): microtubule plus-end binding
Source: RefSeq, a predicted model, not a curated record
AGGUGACGUCAGGCUGGGGCUGGGCUGGAAAAACAUGUAACGGUGUAAAGAGACGCAGCACCCACCCACGGCAUCCUUUACCGAGACUCAGUUCAUCAACAGAGACCAAUUCCCUUCCAUCACAUUGGGACUUCUUGGGGUGGUGGGGAAGGCCUAGUCCCCCCCCCCCCCCCCCCCCCCCCGCGGCCAGGCCGACCCUACCCAUGGACAAACCAGGAGCCAUGAGUACACCGGGCAAGGCCAGUGGGCUCAAACCCCCCAGCAAAAUAGUCCGUCCGUCUGUGGUGCCAUCAAAGAUGUCUCCGACCUCUGGUUCUCCAAAGCCAGUUCCUCAUGAGAAGUCUCCCGGCAGUGUGACCUCCCCUACUCAAGAUGGAAGUACGGACUUCCAGGUUGGAGAGAAGGUCUGGGUCAACGGCAACAAGCCCGGCUACGUGCAGUUUAUCGGGGGCACGCAGUUUGCUCCCGGGCAGUGGGCUGGGAUUGUGCUGGAUGAGCAUAUCGGGAAGAACGAUGGGUCUGUGGCAGGGGUCCGAUACUUCCAAUGUGAGGAUGGGAAGGGGAUAUUCACGCGGCCUUCAAAGCUAUCCAAGACUCCACUGCCAGAGAAGGAGGCAAAUGGGGGGCAGGCCAGUCCAGCCCCAGCAUCCUCAGCCACAAGCGAGUCUGCACCUGCUGGCACUAACUUAACUGCUCAGGGCACCGGCAUAAAGACAAGUGCUGCACUAAACCGAAUGCUCACAUCCAGCGAGUCGGUGUCUAACGUCUCAGACACCGAAUCCAUGAAGAAGAGGAGGGAACUGAGGCUGGGAGACCGUGUGCUGGUUGGUGGUAACAAGGCAGGAGUAGUGCGGUUUCUGGGAGAGGCAGACUUUGCAAAGGGAGAGUGGUGUGGAGUGGAACUAGAUGAACCUCUUGGCAAGAAUGAUGGAGCUGUAGCAGGGACCAGAUACUUUCAGUGCAUGCCCAGGUAUGGUCUGUUUGCUCCGGUCCACAAGGUGACACGGAUCGGCUUCCCGUGCACCACACCGACCAAAGCGAAGAGCUCACGGAGGAGGUCCACCCUCAAGAAGAGCCCGAGUGCUUCCUCCAUCAGCUCGCUCAGCUCCGCCACCUCCUCCAUCAGCGGCAAACCCAGCCGAGCGGGCCUGCUGACAGAGACAUCUGCUCGGUACGCUCGUAAAAUCUCUGGCACCACAGCGCUGCAGGAGGCUCUGAAGGAGAAGCAGCAGCACAUCGAACAGCUGCUAGCGGAGCGAGAUCUGGAGAGAUGUGAGGUGGCGAAGGUUACGAGCCAUGCAGGAGAGAUGCAGCAGGAGAUGGUUGUGCUGAGGAAAGGACGGGAUCAGCAUGCAAUGGAGAUGGAGGCAAAGCUGGAUCAGCUGCGUUCGCUGGUGGAGGCAGCAGAUCGAGACAAAGUGGAGCUGCUCAACCAGCUGGAGGAGGAGAAGAGAAAAGUGGAAGAUCUCCAGUUUAGUGUGGAGGAGGCCUGCAUCACCAGAGGAGACCUGGAGAUGCAGUCCAGACUGGAGCAUGCCCACAUAAAGGAGCUUGAGCAGAGCCUGCUUUUUGAAAAGACCAAAGCUGAAAAACUCCAGAGGGAUUUAGAGGACACUAGGGUGGCCACAGUGUCUGAGCGCUCCAGGAUCAUGGAGCUGGAGAGGGAGGUGGCCGACCUGCAGCUCAGGCUCCGGGCGUCCCAGCAGAAGGAGGACGCUGCGUCUCUGUCCCAGCAACAGAUCAGCAGCCUCAAGGCCCAGGCACUGUCUCAGGAGAAAAAGAUCAGUGAGCUGAGUGUUGACGUAGAGAGCAAACAGAAAGCGCUUCAGUCUGUGCAGCAAGAUAAGAGCUCUCUGGAAGAGCAGCUAACCAGCCUGAGACAAAAGCUUGAGACAGCUGAAGAGGAGAACAGGAGGACAGCAAAGACCAUGCAAGAAUUGGAGCAGAGUGUGGAGCAAUCAAAGAAAGAAAUCCAAACCCUGAAAGAGGAGAGUCAGUGCAGAGAGAAAGAGCUGACACAGGCUACUGAAAAGUCAGAGAGGACGGCCCUGUCUUUUGAACAGCUGACCAAUGACAAUAAGACACUGGAGACACAGCUUGAGGCUUUGAAACAACAGAACUCCAAAUACCAGGAAGAGCUCAGUCUGUCGAAAGAGCGGAGCAGCUCAGAAAACCAGCGAAUCGGAGUCCUCUGCAAGGAAAUUGAGGAGCUGAAGCUGGCCUCCCAGAAGUCUCAGCAUCUUGACGAGCACAAAGACGGUCGUAACAUGCCAGACAUGAAGACCAGAGACAUUUCUAAUCAGGAAACGGAGGGGGAAAUAAACUUCCAGAGAUCCACUGGAGCCUUAAUGUCAGACAAAGACCAGGAACUGGAAACUCUCAGGAAUGAGGUCGCCGCGCUACGAGGAGAAAACGCCACGGCCAAGACGCUGCAGUCGGCCGUGGAGACGCUGGAGAGAGACAAAGCGCAGCUGCAGAGCCGCGUUCGCAGUCUAGAACAAAGGCUCAUGGGAACCCCGGGUUCAGAGGGAGAAGACCGGGAAGCUCUAUCCUCAGGCGAUGCAGCUCUGGAGCAGCUGAGGGAGGAGAAGGAGUUCGCUGAGGGACAGAUCAACUUCCUGAACAGCGUGAUCGUUGACCUGCAGCGGAAGAACGAGGAGCUCAAGAUCAAACUGAAGAAGCUCGCUCUGGCGGAGUUCAACGGCAACGAUGGGACGGAUGGGUUUGUUGAAGGUGUACCAAAGCGGGAAAAGAAGGCGACUCCACGUCUCUUCUGCGACAUCUGCGACAGCUUUGACCUCCACGACACCGAGGACUGUCCCACUCAGGCCCAGAGCCCCGACUCUGUACCUCACACCACGUAUCACGGCAACCCGGGCGACGAGAGGCCCUACUGCGACAUCUGCGAGGCCUUCGGACACGCCACCGAGUCCUGCAACGAUGACCAGACCUUCUAGUAGCUCCCAAAAACUCUUCACCUGCAUUUUAAACCUUCCCUUUCCUCCUAAACACAACUCACCUGUUCCUCUCCCACAUCCAGCCCGACUGGACUCCCUUCAGGUUUUUCCAUAUUGUAUUUUUAUACUGUAUUUAUGCAUAUCACUGGUAGCCACCGUCCUGAUCUAAAUCCUUUACUCUGCAGCUCUUCUCUCUCUAAAGAUAAACUGUAAUACUGAAUGCUCGUCCAAAUAUGCUGCUUCGGUGCAAUAUCGAUGUUUAUAACAAUAAGGAAAUCUGUCCUCUGCACUCGUCUUUUGUAUCGUGUUUUGCAUCCGUUUGUUUCUAAAAAAUAAGAAAAAAGUGUUGUUGUUUUUUCG